AUGCCCUCCUCCGCUCUCGACAACAUUGCUGCGACAACGCUCAGCGAUGUGCCCUCCCUCGUCAGCGCUCGUGCGGCCAAUUCCCUCAUCUCCGAGGAUCGUCCAACCCGAAUCCAAGCAGAGACGCUGCUCGUCUUGAACGGUCUGCUCGACGAACUCCUCCUCACCAUCCUCUCCUCCGCCAAAAGCUUGGCCACCGACCGCAUCAAGACGGAUGGCGUUCUCAGGGUCCUCAACAACAACCUGCUUGCCAAGGAUGCCGUCCUCGAAGCUGAACUCGAGCUUCGCAGCUUUGUCGACGGAAAGCGUGCAGAAGGCGCCAGAGUGCCUCUCGGCCUCAUGGCCACCUCGCGACUGGACGGUUCCGACGGCUUCCCUGUCCAGGCUGCCUACAACGCGCUUAGGACCCGCUGCGAAUACUACUCGACGCUCAACGAGUGCCAAGACAACAAUGCUGCCAAGGAUCAGAACCUCAUGAGCAGCGACGGUCGACCCAUCGCUACAGUGACACCGGGCGCCGCCAUCUACAUGACCGCCUUGCUCGAGUACGUCGGUGUCCACGUUUUGCAAAACGUAUCACGAGUCAUUGAGCGCGACAACUCAGACGAGGCCAGCCUCUACGAUCUCCGAGCCGCCAUCACCGAGGACGAGCAGCUCAACCCUCUCUUCAACAAAAUGGCCAUCAAACAAGAGUUGGCUCGUCGCAUCGACGUCCUCGAGUCUCGUCGCCGCAAGAUCACCGACGAUGCUGGCGGCCGCGGUUUCCGAUCCGAUGCCAGAGUCGUCAAGCCUUGGCACGUCCCCGCCGAGGGGGACUUUGAUGUGGCCGCUGGAUCUGCCCUCUUUUCGUCCAAGCGCGCUUCCUUGCAGCCGUCGCAACGAAGCAUUAAUGAUAGCGCCACGUCCUCCUCCCGCCAUGGCCGCGCAGCAUCCAGCAGCAUGGGACACUCAGAUUCCUUUCAUGGCAGCACGUCUACGCUCCGGACAUCCACCUCUCUCGCCAACAAUGCUUCAGACGGCAACAACGGCUUCGUCUCGUCAAGCGCUGGCAGCAACAUCAAGCAAAAUGGAGUACGGCCUUCCCCCGGCCUCGGCAAUGGUGCUGCCCGUCAAGAAGCUGGUGCCAGUAACGCAGCGAGUGUGGGGCGGCGGUCGAAUUCAGAUCGUAACUGGUCUGGCGUAUUUGGUGGUAUCAAGCGACGCAACAGCUUCAAGCAAGGUUCCGAGUCGGCGUCCGCCUCGGGUCGUAUCGUCUUGCCGACAGGUGAUGCCACAUCUCCAGGUGCCAACCAAUUCGAGUCAGCGCUGGACCCUGACGAUGACUUUGAGGCCAUCAUGCUUUCUGGCCAGACCAUGAAGGUCUCUCUCACUCCCAAUCGGCUUCACACUAUCGAAGUGGCCAAGAAGGGCGCAGAGGCUAAUGUUGGCUCGUUCCGUCGACGCCCUGGUACACCAAGUGUGCGCCAGGAUGCUACCUUUGCGGCACCUACGCUCCCUCGCACACCCAGCUCCGCCUCCGCGCACAGCUCGCAAUCCCCUGCCGGAGUUGACACCGUGGCUGCAAGUGCAGGCGAGCAUCUGUCGACCAGCAGCAGCAGCGCGGUUGUUCCGUCGGAUGCCGGCAUGGCACGGCCCAGCUCGCGCGCGUCGCUGCAGACGGCGAUGCGCCCCGAACGCAGAACAGCCGCUCCGCCGCCCUCGUCGUAUCGAAGCCCCUCGCCUCUGAUGAUGGGCAAGCCUAACGCGUUGGCACGCGACGUCGUUGAGGAGGACGCCUCUUCAGCAGCUUUUCCGCCUCCUCCGUCCUCUUCCGCCUCUGUAUUCAGACGUCAGACACCGCGUCUGCAGCCCCGCAACGACGAAGACGAGCGAAGUCCAUCGACGGCCAAGGAGCUGGUCGACCUGUUCAAGUCAACGCCUCCGUCUGCUACGCAGGAGAAAUUCGGCAGCAUCGCUUCGGACACAUCCUCGUUCGCGGAGGCAGGGGCGAAAAAGCCAGCCAUGGGCGAUCGUGUGCGUACCUUGUUUGGCCGCAAGUCCAGCAGCAGCACUGGCCACGGCUCGCCCUCUUCGCCGCGACAGAGGGUGUUUCAGAUGCAUCAACGCACUGACACCAAGGCGAGUCUUGAAGGUUCUCAGGAUACAUACAACACGAGCAGCGCCACCAACUCGAUGGACCAGACGCGUUCGCUCGUCUCACCCAACGAAGUGCCUUUCCACCGCAAUACGACGUCGCGUUCGUCGACGUCUACGUCGGAACACCCGGCAGCCAGUGCCGAGGCAGCUCUGGAAGCCAAGCCGUUGCCUGAUGUGGCAGUGGCUGUGGUCGAGCCAGAGCACACCUCGACGACGAAAGCAGCUGUGGGACUGGGCGUGGGAAUGGCAGCCGUUGCAGGUGCAGCUGGUGCGAUGGGCGGUGCUCGAAGCCCGAGCCAUGGCUCGAGGUCAACGAGCUAUGCUAGCCAGACGCCAAGCACGGUCGAAGGUGGGGCUCCGGAUGGAUCGGUGGCAGACGAUGCAUCUUCGACGUCCAAGUCCAAGGCGCAAGACGAAUUGGUGAGCCGCAAGGUUCCGUGGGGCUACAAGCGCAACUCGACGAGCACGACUGCAGCACUGGAACGCAGUAGCACACCCAGCUCGGAUCGACGCCGAAGCGUAGGAUAUCAAAGCUCGAACGGCCACAGCGUGUUGCCAAUGCGAGGUCAGGCGGGUGCGCCGGCUUCUGACGCUGGACACGGCGCUGUGGUCGGGGGAGGUACGUCGCCAGUCACGGUGGGCAUUGAGGAAGCACCUACAAACAUGACAUCGGGUAGUACGGCCUCUCGCAACAACAACGCGCCCACCGCAUGGUCAGGAUCGUCUACGAGCUGGGCACCACAGACGUUGGUGCGACGAGGGUCGCUUGGAUCGAGACCGACGUCGGCACACCAGUCUCCUCGUCGAGGCGGCGCCAGUCUGGAGACGAUCCAGACGCUUGCGGACCUAGAGAGAGCGAUGCGCAGCUGUCACACAGUAGACGAGUGCCGUGCUCUGGUGCGCAAAGCCAUGCAUGCGGAUGGUGCGUCCAUCUCGCCCUCGACGACCCGUGCCAAUGGUCUCACGGACGAAAACAACGCGUCGGCGGGCGAGGACGGCAAUGCAAUCAAUUCCACUCCCGCUGCAACAAGCGGUGCCGUUGUAGGCGCAGCGACAGCAGCAGCUGCAGUAGCGGCGAAGUCGGAACUCGGCCACCAUGCUGGUGAGGCAGAGGACGGACGCGUCCGCGGGCUCGACCCGAGCACCAAGGCUACACCUACUCAACCCCAGGCGGAGAUUGAAAUCACAUCUCUGGCCAAAGUGGAGGACGGGCUUGUGGUGGCAUGGUUGCUAGGCGGGGAUGAUGACCCAGCACCGACACGCACUGUCGCUUUAAACGAGCAGUUUGUCGAACCCGAGCAUCAGCAGCGGGAGUCGGCAGAAGAACCGAGUGAGAACCACGACCAGAAAGUCGAGCGGGCUGUACAUGCAGCGAUCAAGGAGUCGGGCAGCAAGGGAGAAGAAGAACACGAGCGAGCGAAAUCGCUGAACUCGACUGUCGACGCAGAUGUAGGCGCGCUUGCCUCGAGCAGCGUCGUGUCACUGCAGUCAACGUACAGGGAUGCUCACGAAGAGGUGGCAGUGGAGUAG
Messenger RNA from Sporisorium graminicola, 3666 nucleotides. RefSeq lists its product as uncharacterized. The record is from RefSeq and is a predicted model, not a curated record. NCBI's taxonomy places the organism in Eukaryota, Fungi, Basidiomycota, Ustilaginomycetes, Ustilaginales, Ustilaginaceae. Bases 1 to 3666 code for a protein of 1221 amino acids. Gene Ontology annotation, molecular function: protein heterodimerization activity. The transcript has a single exon.